AUGGCGUCUAGACCGCAUCCUCCCCUCUGCGCACGCUCCGCUAGCCCCCACAUUCCCCUCUCCAUGGUCGUUCCCGGUUCCGCUCUAGCCGCCGCGCUCGGUGGGCGCCACCGCCAGCCAAUCGCAGGGCGCGGACGCCGCUGGCCCCGCCCCGCGGAUCAGCUGAGGGAUCCGCAAUGUCUGUUGACAGCGGCGACGCAGCCGGUUCCGGGUUCGGCGCGGGGCGGGGGAUGUGAAUCUGAUGGAGCGGCCGGCGGAGGGCGAGCAGCCGCCGCAGCAGCAGCCGUGGGGAAGGCUCCUCCGCCUGGGCGCCGAGGAGGGCGAGCCGCACGUCCUCCUGAGGAAACGCGAGUGGACCAUCGGGCGGAGGAGAGGAAGUUUGGUGAAGAGCAGAAGCCCUGGAGACAAACUGCCUGUGUUUCCAACCUGGCACCACCACGUUGUGACCUUUCGUUCCCCGGCAAUAAGCUGGUCUCUGGAGAUCACUGUAAAAUUACAGUGGAUGAAAAAUCUGGUCAGGUAUCACUGGAGGAUACCAGCACAAAUGGAACGGUAAUUAACAAGCUGAAGGUUGUUAAGAAGCAGAUUUGCCCUUUACAGACCGGGGAUGUCAUCUACUUGGUGUACAGGAAGAAUGAGCCAGAACACAAUGUGGCAUACCUCUACGAAUCUUUGCAUGAGAAGCAAAGCAUGACACAGGACUGCUUUGAAGCUAAUAAAGAAAACGUGUUCCACGUCACCAAAGAUACCUCAGGGGCCGGGCGAGAUGACGAGCCCCAGGUCCUGCCAUCGUCGCCCACCACUCAGGUGUGCUUUGAGGAACCACAGCCAUCAACGUCAAUGUCGGCCCUCUUCCCCACGGCCUCUACCUCUUCCACAGAGCCCACCUCUGCAGGGCGAGUGCCUCCCUCCAGCUCUGGCUCCAGAGAUGCAGAUGUCUCCCCAAAAGGGUGUGGUCCCUCCAAGGCAAGUGAUGAGAUCUCCAGCCUCCCUUCAGCUUUCCCAGACAGAGAGGGAGCAUCCUUUUCUCUGUUGGAACCCCAGGAUCAGGAAGAUUUGGAACCCAUUAAGAAGAGAAUGAAAGGAGACGGGGAGCCCAACCUGGAGCUGCAGAUGUUGGUCGCAGACCAGAGUAGAGACACCCACACAGCCCUCGAGGAUGUCAGCACUGUGGCCGUGAAGCCGGACAAGAUGGAGGAGACGCUCACGUGCAUCAUCUGCCAGGACCUGCUGCACGACUGUGUGAGCCUGCAGCCCUGCAUGCACACCUUCUGCGCGGCCUGCUACUCUGGCUGGAUGGAGCGCUCUGCCCUGUGUCCCACCUGCCGCUGUCCGGUUGAGCGGAUCUGUAAAAACCACAUUCUCAACAACCUGGUGGAGGCAUACCUUCUCCAGCACCCAGACAAGAGUCGCAGUGAGGAAGAUGUGCGGAGCAUGGCUGCCAGGAACAAGAUCACUCAAGACAUGCUGCAGCCCAAAGUCAGGAGGUCUUUCUCUGAUGAGGAGGGGAGUUCAGAGGACCUGCUGGAGCUGUCGGAUGUGGACAGUGAAUCCUCGGAUGUUAGCCAGCCAUACAUUGUGUGCAGACAGUGCCCCGAGUACCGAAGGCAAGCGGGGCAGCCCCUUCCCUGCCCAGGACCCGGCAGCGAGCCAGGGGCACCCCAGGCCCCGGGGGACGCACCGUCAACAUCUGCCAGUGUCACAACAGCCCAGGAUUACGUGUGCACCCUGCAGGGAAGCCACGCCAUAUGUACCUGCUGCUUCCAGCCCAUGCCUGACCGAAGGGCGGAGCGCGAGCAGGACCCCCGCAUCGCCCCCCAGCAGUGUGCUGUCUGCCUGCAGCCCUUCUGCCACCUGUACUGGGGCUGCGUCCGGACCGGCUGCCUUGGCUGCCUGGCACCAUUCUGUGAACUCAACCUGGGCGACAGGUGUCUGGACGGGGUGCUGAGCAACAACAACUAUGAGUCGGACAUCCUGAAGAAUUACCUGGCAACCAGGGGUUUGACGUGGAAGAACGUGCUAGCUGAAAGCCUCGUGGCCCUGCAGAGGGGACUCUUCUUACUGUCUGACUACAGGGUCACCGGGAACACCGUGCUGUGCUACUGCUGCGGACUGCGAAGCUUCCGCGAGCUGACCUACCAGUAUCGGCAGAACAUUCCUCCAUCUGAGUUGCCAGUGGCUGUAACGUCCCGUCCUGAUUGCUACUGGGGCCGCAACUGCCGUACCCAGGUGAAGGCCCACCAUGCAAUGAAAUUCAAUCACAUCUGUGAACAGACCAGGUUCAAGAACUGAGCAUCCAGGGAGGCAUCGAGAUGGCUUGGCAGCAUCGGAGGUCACUGAUGGCGUGUUUCAGAAAAUACCGAAUAUAAACUAAAAUGUUUAUAUUUCACAGUCCCCCUCAGGGGACACUGGGGGUCUCUGUGUCCUACCCUCUGGUGUGACUUUCUUUUGUGGAGUGAGACCCUCUCAGUGAGACCCCCCACAGCCUGGGCGGCACAACUUCCUCUGAGCCCUGGGCCACUCAGGGCGCUUCGGCUGGAAGAGCAGCCCUCAGCCAUCCCUUCCUGUCAAGAUGGCGACAUGCAGGUGUGCUCUUUGUACCUUCCCCACAGCUGUGGUUACAGCGGAUGUCUCUCUUCAAGAAAAGCUUCCUGGGAGAAGGAAAGUUUGUCAGAAGCAUUCUGCCGUUUAAGGAAAGGGAGCAGCAGUUUACAGCCCACGGGCCGUGCGGAGUGCCCUGCCACAGGACAGCCACAGCGUCUCAUAGUUUUUUAUUUUAAUAGGUUUGGUGCUUAUCUUCUAAUAAGAUUUAAAUAUCACAAACUGUAACACAAAUAACGUAAUUUAUAAUUUUCAAAUUGACUAAAAUUGGGGAUCGUAUGGUUUUUGAAAGAAUGUAUGUUUGCGUUUGUUAAAAAAAAAUCAUCAGAUGUCCAGAACUGCUAACGCUAGACCUCCGACGUUAAGAGUGUGGCCCCUCCCGGCAGGUAUAGGUGGGUCGCCACCGUCUCGAGCCUGUGGAGGAGCAAAGCGCUGGUGCUUGCUGCAGGCCGCUGAGCGGUGCCCGUGUUCUCCGUUCCCUCUGGGCCUGUGCAGCCGUGGGCCAUGCGCAGGCCAGCCCUGGCGGCACCGCCUGCCCACAGCGCCCCUUCCCAUGCAGACGGCCAGGGGCCUUGCUUCUGCUAGUCCUUGCCUUUUCCUCCUGCGUGGGGUUUGCCCUGUCAUCUGGAAUAAUACUUGAAAUUUUAUUCUUUGUAAAAAGGAAAAAAGUUUUUUAUCUUCUGUUGAAAUUACCUGUUAAGCUUGUUUGCAAAAUUGUAACUUUUGCUUCUCCUCAGGAAUACAAUUUUCCACUGUUGACUUGCUCUUGAUCAGACUCUGAGAAGCAGCGCUGUUUGUGGAAGAAGCCCCCUUCCGCGUCCUAAUAAACAAGCCGUGUCUGUCUCUC
Messenger RNA from Equus quagga, 3448 nucleotides. RefSeq names its product checkpoint with forkhead and ring finger domains (gene CHFR). Gene Ontology annotation, cellular component: nucleus. Gene Ontology annotation, biological process: protein ubiquitination; ubiquitin-dependent protein catabolic process; mitotic cell cycle checkpoint signaling. Lineage: Eukaryota; Metazoa; Chordata; Mammalia; Perissodactyla; Equidae. Gene Ontology annotation, molecular function: protein binding; ubiquitin-protein transferase activity. The transcript has 19 exons. The record is from RefSeq and is a predicted model, not a curated record. The coding region runs from base 1 to 2292 and encodes 763 amino acids.